AUGGAGAUGAAGUCGAAGGUCAAGAGGGAUGGUGACUUCAUCCCUCCGGACGGUGGUUGGGGCUGGAUGAUCGUUUUCGCCGCUGGCCUCUCAAAUUUGUCAGCGCUACCGAUGCUCCAGCAAUUCGGUCUUCUCUUCCGCGAUAAGUUCGCACGCCUCGGCAUCAGCAGUUCGGAGACUACGACCAUAAUCAACAUGAACUCUGCGCUGACCUCUUGCGUCGGAUUAGCGAAUGGACCAGUGUUCAAAACAUUUAGCUAUCGUCAGGUUUCCCUAACUGGUGCCAUAGUUGUCUUUAUUUCGUUGAUUCUAACAACAUACUCUUAUAAUUUCAUAACUUAUUUGAUAUCGUUCUCAAUACUGUAUGGUGCUGGGUAUGGAAUUAGUAGUUCUGCUAACGCUCUUGCGUUAAAUACCUAUUGGAAGAAGAGAAGGCGACUGGCCACAGGUCUGUCAUGGACUACAACAGGAAUGGGACCUAUGUUAUGGCCGCAUAUCAUAACUGGAUUAUUCGCCGUUUUUGGAGAAACCGGCGCAAUUCUGAUAAUAAGUGGGCUCUCCUUGCACGCGAUAGCCUGCGCACUUUUAUUGCAACCAGUUGAGUGGCAUUCAAAAGAGCCGAAUGUAAAAGGCCAAGACGAGGAGAAAUUGUUGACGGAAAACCACAACGUCAAUAACGACAAGAAAGCUGAAGAGAGUGGCUACUUUAGCCAAGUUUCAAAGAUCAAGAAUUUAAGUGUCUUUUCCAGCCAGUAUUUAUACAACGAAGAUGAUCCAGUGACGCCAGGCUAUGAAAUCACAGAUCCCGGUGUACCCAUGAUGCUACGAGCUAAUGACGGUUACUUCAGCCAGUCGAGACAAUCAAAAAGUCGUAUUUCCUCCAGGGAGGGAUCUAAUAGAAAUUCACGCCUGAAUUCUAAAAAACCAUCCAUGUCUAAUUUGCUCGAAAAUCGAUCUCGCAAAUCAUCAACUUUAUACCUUAACGAAUCUAAAAAAAACUCGUCGGCUAAUUUAGGCGCACUAGCGCAAGAGCGUGAAGUUUUUAAACCAAAACGUAAGACUUCUAUUAAUUUAGACAAUCAGAUUCCAGAAUCUGAAAUUGAAGACUGCCCAACCCUUAAGGCUCCUCAAGAUUUGAAAGCGGAAGAGAAAGCCGUAGUGCAAAAUAUAGAUCCGGAAAAAGCUAAGUAUAUCGCUGACAAAGCCGAAAAGCAUUUUGUAGGCAGUAAGAGCAUUAAAUCUUUUAAAAUGGAUGGGCAGUAUGGAGAAAAGUACAAUAAAGACAAUCACAGCAAUAUAUCUUUUAAGAACCAAGAUGAUACUGAAGAAAAAAAAUACCUUAAAGAUAAUCACAGCAAUCAGUCCUACCGCACUAGACACCGUAAGAAGUCAAAUAACUUUAACUACGAAAGUGAAGUCCUUAAACAAGCAUCACUAAAAUUGGAACAGUACCUAAAAGAAAGUGAAGAUAAAACUCAUAGCGAUAGAUUUAAAUUAUUGAUAAGUAGUCCAGUGGACGACGAUGUAUUCGAUGAAAAGAAAGAAGAGCAGGAAGAAGAAGCAGAGGAAUUAACUUUUUGGCAGAAAGUAGCGCUGUUCUUUGAUUUGGAUCUUUUACAAGAUUUCACUUUUAUAAAUUUAAUGUUAGUUUUAGCAUAUUGUCAAAGUUAUUCAGUUGUGCUAUCAGUAGCAGUUAUAAUAGGUUUUGGUAAAGGACUUCGAACAGUGUUUAUGGCUUUAGUUAUUCCGACUCAUGUGCCAUUGCACAAACUACCCGGCGCUACGGGUAUACAACUGAUUACUGCUGGAAUAGUCUACCUUGCAUUGGGACCUGUUGUAGGAUGGAUCAAGGACAACACUACAACAGCAGUGACUCUACAUUGUUUAAACAUUUUCACUUGGCUGACAGCAAUAUCAUGGGGCUUAGAAAAAUAUAUCUCAUCGAAACGACAAAAUGAGACAAAGGAAGAGUUAACUAAGGCG
This is a messenger RNA of Iphiclides podalirius (scarce swallowtail), 1983 nucleotides long. Lineage: Eukaryota; Metazoa; Arthropoda; Insecta; Lepidoptera; Papilionidae. The record is from the annotation of a GenBank genome assembly.